Lonchura striata (white-rumped munia) is the source of this 1527-nucleotide messenger RNA. Lineage: Eukaryota; Metazoa; Chordata; Aves; Passeriformes; Estrildidae. The record is from RefSeq and is a predicted model, not a curated record.
AUGUGCGUGCAGGGAUCGCUGCCCCGGAGAGCGCCGGGGCAGUGCAAACACGGCCGGGCUGUCCCGGCUGGGGACGCUCCCCGGGCACAUCCCAGCCUUCGCCAGCCCCGGCUGGCCCGCCUGGCCAGGCAGAGGACCCUGGAGGAUGAGGAAGAGCAGCAGAGAGAGCGCCGGCGAAGGCACCGGAGCCUGCUGUCAUCCACAUCCACGGAUGAGGAAGCUGCCAGCCCUGCCAAGGACACCAGCCCAGCUUCCAGCAGUAGACCUUCAUCCCUGGUGAAGCCGCAGUCUCCAGAGGAUGGGGAGGAGCGGAAGCUCUCAGAGGUGCUGAAGACACAAGAAGGGAGAAGGACAAGGUGCCUCCCACCUGUGUCCGAAAAGCUGAGGCAAGAGAAGGAGCAGAAGGAGCCUGGGGUGGGAGAAAGCUGCUCGGAGACAGAGCCACAGCCCCGUGGGAGGCAGGAGAGCAGCCGGGCUGCAGAGCGGGCUCAGGAGGUGGCCAACGGCAGAGGGGACCUGCCAGGAGACAAGAACCUGGAGCCAGCCUCCGAGAGGAAGGUGGUGCUGAGGGCACGGCUCCAGGACAAAGACCAAGGAGUGCGGACUCCUCGGGGGGAGCAGAGGAAGGAGGCAAAGGAGCCACCAGAGGUGGGGAGCUGCCGGCUCCGCGAGGUGAAGAUCCUCACCAGGGUGGGAAACCGCAGCACAGAAGAGAAAACCUCAGUGGUGACCUCAUCUCUGGAGCAGCAGCCAUCCAGGAACCCCUCAAAGCAAGUAAUCCAGCUGUCCCCUCCCCAAGAUGAACCUGCAGAAAAGCCAGACCCUUCUCCAACUCACGUCACCUUCAGCAGCUCCAUCCGACGGGCCAGCCCCAGAACCGUCUCCUUUCGGAUCAUCUCCAAGAAGCAGAAAGAAGAGAGCCAAAGCCCUCUCACAAGGAGUGCGAGUCUGAGGAUCCCAGGCAGCAACAGCACCAUUGGGGAGAAGCUGGAAAAGUACAACUCUGCUGUGCAGCGCUCGGAGGGGGUGAAAUCCUCCGUGCCUGCCCAGAAGAGUCGCCUGCUCUCCUCGGAGGGGGUGGCGAGCAAGCGCGACUUCUUCGAGAGGAGCGCUCCCAGCAAGGCGGAGCCGGCGGCUCCCAGGAAGGACAGCCUGAAGAUCCCAGGGUCGGUGACGUCUCGCAUUAAUCUGUGGAUCAGCCGAGCUCAGGAGCCUGCCAAGGAGGAAAACAGCAAGGUGCAGGAUCCCAAAGCUGGCUGGUUUUACCUGGACAACGUGUGCUUCACGGAAAUCCGGAGAAUCAACAGCCUGGCAAAGCGAGAUGUCUGGAUAAAGCAGCCUGGAGACACCUCUGGAGACACCAAGGUAAUUAUGGAGCUGCUCUGGAACCUGGUGCAUCAUCUGAGGCAGAGGCAGGAUCAUCCCGAGAUUGGAGCAGCGGCUGAGGGAGCCGGGUCGGAGCUGCUGGGCAGGCUCUGCUCCCGCACUAGUGACAGCGCUGCCUUAUCAGCGUCCCGGCCCCGCUGA